AUGAAGGUUGAAGUUGUCUCAAGAAAAACCAUCAAACCCUCCAUUCCCACGCCUCACCAUCUCAGAACAUUCAAUCUUUCUGUUUUGGAUCAAGACGUUCUUGCCCUUCAUUAUGGCUCUGUCAUAUUUUUCUAUCCCUCAGACGGUGCGGUUUCGAACGUUUCACAAAAGUCUGAGUCCCUCAAAAACUCCUUGUCCAAAAUCCUACUCUAUUUCUACCCACUUGCUGGUCAGCUCAAAGAUGCUGUAACCAUCGAGUGCAAUGAUGAAGGGGCUUGUUUUAUAGAAGCUAAAUCCGGAUGCCAACUCAAGGAUUUGCUUGCUGAUCCGGAUACUGAGUUGCUUAAGUCGUUGGUCCCAUCGACUGAUCCCAAAGCCAUCCGUUCGACUUUGGCCUGCAACUUGCUCGUUCAACUCACCAGCUUCACAUGUGGUGGAACGGCAGUUGCGGUCUCGGUGUCACAAAAAUUCGCCGACACUUCGUCUUUUUGUACCUUCAUACGGAGCUGGACUGCCAUGACCGGUCGUGAAUAUGGCAGAGUGGAGUUACCGAAACUAGUUGGGGCUUCGUUGUUACCACCUUUGGAUACAACACUCAUAUCCAUUCCUCCGCCCACGACUCGAAAUUGCACGUCGAAGCGGUUCUUGUUUCACGGACCGCAAAUCACAAAUCUCAAACUCAAAGUUGCUGCUGCCAUGGGGCAUCAGCAGCACAAUAUCACCGACGCGGAAAUCGUGCUGGCACUCGUACUGAAAUGCGCUGCCGCCGCUGCCUAUUCUCAUGGAUCAUCCUCUCGGUCUCGGCAAUCCGCGUUGCUAAACGUGGUGAACUUGCGGAAAAGAAUGGUUCCACCAUUACCAGGAAACACAAUAGGGAACUUGAUUCUGAAAUACGCAGUGAUGUUCGAUGAGGACGAUGUGGAACUCCAUCAACUAGUUUCCAAAAUGAAGAACGAGUUCGCCAAUGUUUGCAAUGAGAAGGUGAAGGGAAUCAAAAGCAAGAAAGGGUACAAAGAAAUUCGAGAGAUUCGUAAACAGAUUGCUCAGCUCUUGAAUGGCAAAGUCAAAGACAUCAACAACCCUUAUACUUGUACCAACUUAUGCGGCUAUCCAUUUCAUGAGAUGGAUUUUGGGUGGGGAAAGCCGAUAUGGGUGACGAGUCCGAGUAAUUUCAAGAACAUGAUAGUGUUGCUAGAUUCGAAAUGGGGAGGCAUAGAAGCUUGGGUGACAUUGGACGAAGUAGAUAUGGCCAUGUUCGAGCGUAACAAUGAGUUAUUGGCAGUUGCUUCGUUAAAUCCUACUGCCCUUAUAAAUUACAGCCGCAUCUGA
Gossypium arboreum is the source of this 1329-nucleotide messenger RNA. Its product is annotated as salutaridinol 7-O-acetyltransferase-like. Lineage: Eukaryota; Viridiplantae; Streptophyta; Magnoliopsida; Malvales; Malvaceae. The transcript has a single exon. The record is from RefSeq and is a predicted model, not a curated record. Bases 1 to 1329 code for a protein of 442 amino acids.